Molecule: messenger RNA, 465 nt
Organism: Tetrahymena thermophila SB210
Lineage: Eukaryota; Ciliophora; Oligohymenophorea; Hymenostomatida; Tetrahymenidae
Product: transmembrane protein, putative
Exons: 1
Source: RefSeq, a predicted model, not a curated record
AUGAGCUAUUUCAACAAAAAGAAUGAAGAUAACAAACCUGUUGAAAUGAAUUCUUACACUGCUCCUGCAAAUGGAGGCGGAUACACCUAUAGCGGAUUUAAUUAAGAUUAAUUAGGAAAUGUUCCAAGAUUAAAUGAUUAAUAAAAUGGAUAUGGAUAAUAUAAUGUUAAUGCCUAGUAGCAAUACGAUUAAUAGUUCUAAGUUAAAAUUAAUACAGGUUAGUAUUCAAAUUAAGAUCCUUUAAUGAGUGACCCAGCAAAUAGGAGUGAUAAUGUGACAUAUAAUACAGUUAUUGAUGAUAAUUAGAAUUAAUAGCAACAAAAUCCGUCAUAAUUAGAUGUGUGUAUAGAAUAAAUAAAAUAAAUGAUGCGUAUGGAAGGUAAAAGCCCUAUCUGUAAACUGCUUACCUAUAUUAACAUAUUUUUAGGUAUUUUGAUAUUUUAUUUAAUAGUUCGCUCUUUUUGA